Messenger RNA from Gorilla gorilla gorilla (western lowland gorilla), 8277 nucleotides. RefSeq names its product branched chain keto acid dehydrogenase E1 subunit beta (gene BCKDHB). The record is from RefSeq and is a predicted model, not a curated record. Lineage: Eukaryota; Metazoa; Chordata; Mammalia; Primates; Hominidae. Gene Ontology annotation, cellular component: oxoglutarate dehydrogenase complex. Bases 35 to 1069 code for a protein of 344 amino acids. Gene Ontology annotation, biological process: response to nutrient; branched-chain amino acid catabolic process. The transcript is spliced from 10 exons.
CUGCAUAGCCUGAGAAUCCCAGUGGUGAGCGGGGAUGGCGGUUGUAGCGGCGGCUGCUGGCUGGCUACUGAGGCUCAGGGCGGCAGGGGCUGAGGGGCACUGGCGUCGGCUCCCUGGCGCGGGGCUGGCGCGGGGUUUUCUGCACCCCGCCGCGACUGUCGAGGAUGCGGCCCAGAGGCGGCAGGUGGCUCAUUUUACUUUCCAGCCAGAUCCGGAGCCCCGGGAGUAUGGGCAAACUCAGAAAAUGAAUCUUUUCCAGUCAGUAACAAGUGCCUUGGAUAACUCAUUGGCCAAAGAUCCUACUGCAGUAAUAUUUGGUGAAGAUGUUGCCUUUGGUGGAGUCUUUAGAUGCACUGUUGGCUUGCGAGACAAAUAUGGUUCAUACAUUUUGAAGACAAUCAGAGAAGGUGGAAAAGAUAGAGUUUUUAAUACCCCAUUGUGUGAACAAGGAAUUGUUGGAUUUGGAAUCGGAAUUGCGGUCACUGGAGCUACUGCCAUUGCGGAAAUUCAGUUCGCAGAUUAUAUUUUCCCUGCAUUUGAUCAGAUUGUUAAUGAAGCUGCCAAGUAUCGCUAUCGCUCUGGGGAUCUUUUUAACUGUGGAAGCCUCACUAUCCGGUCCCCUUGGGGCUGUGUUGGUCAUGGGGCUCUCUAUCAUUCUCAGAGUCCUGAAGCAUUUUUUGCCCAUUGCCCAGGAAUCAAGGUGGUUAUACCCAGAAGCCCUUUCCAGGCCAAAGGACUUCUUUUGUCAUGCAUAGAGGAUAAAAAUCCUUGUAUAUUUUUUGAACCUAAAAUACUUUACAGGGCAGCAGCGGAAGAGGUCCCUAUAGAACCAUACAACAUCCCACUGUCCCAGGCCGAAGUCAUACAGGAAGGGAGUGAUGUUACUCUAGUUGCCUGGGGCACUCAGGUUCAUGUGAUCCGAGAGGUAGCUUCCAUGGCAAAAGAAAAGCUUGGAGUGUCUUGUGAAGUCAUUGAUCUGAGGACUAUAAUACCUUGGGAUGUGGACACAAUUUGUAAGGGCUCUAUCCUACUGGGAAAGAUGAAAAAGGAGACAAGCGAUCUCUACUGAAUGAGAAAGUGAUGCAUCAGACCUCUGACUUAUUAGCGUCAUUAUUUUGUUUUGUUUUGGGAUGCUUUCAUCGCGUUGUGACAGUGAAAGCCAGCUUCUUGAUUGCUUUGGGUCUGUUUGAGACUCUCUUCAUUGCUGAUGAUGGUACCUCUCCUGUUUUCUUUUGAUGUAUCAAAAGAGGUAAAAUUUUGAUACUUAGCUUUUUCCUGCUAGGAUUUAGAGAUGAUUUUAAAGAAGAGGGCCCUAUAACCAAAUAUUUAUAUGGAAAACGAGGGUUUUUUUUCCCCCAGAGUGAAGCUUUUUUAAUUCAUCUUGAUGAAUUCUAUAGUAACCAAAAUUUAUAUUAUAAUCUCUUUUAAUUAGCUGUGUUUUAUCAGUUGUUUUUGUCUUAUGACUCAUUAGAUCACUGAGUUUUAUUCAUUAUGUGUCAACUAAACCCCAAUGUAUAUCUUUUUGAAUGCCUGAUCAAGAAAAGAAAGCAUAUUAAAGGCAAAAACGAUUCGUUGAACACACAUUAUCAUACUCUAUACACUAAAAUGCCUCUGGGACACUUGAGGAAUUCGUACUUCUUGCUUAAUCCUUGAUACAUGGUUUGGAAGUUAUAAACCAAAAUAAAUAUUUGCUCGGGGAUAGAGAAAGGAGCAGAGUCUUUGAAUGUUGCUCAAGGGAGUUAAAAAAUUAGAGACUUAAAUGGUCCUAGAAACCACAGCUAGUUUUUCCACUCAAUUCUGAACUUGAUAUUAAAAAGCUAAGCUGGAGACUUCUGAAAAGCACGGUAGAAAAUUCUUGAGUUUUGAAGUGCUUAAGAGACAGAGACCUACCCUGUGCCAUGGGUGUGUGUGUGUGUGUGUGUGUGUGUGUGUGUGUGUGUGUGUGUGUGGAGGUGGAUUGGCUUAAGAGAAUCAGCUGUGUGAGUUCAAAGCCCUGAAAUGAGUGGCAUGUUGACACCGAUGACCUAUAGCUGCUUUUUAGUUGGCUACACUUGCUAUUUGGUCUCAACCAGGUGUGUAGAAUCCAGGUAUAUAGAACUCAUAUUUUGUGGGGCUGUAGUGACAAAAUUGAAAUUUUGAGGGGAUUUAAACACAUACUUGGCCUUUUAUUUGCCAAAUUCUAAAGGUGUGAAUGGUGAAAGGUAAGUAGAAAAUAUCUGGAAAGUGAAGCUAUCACUUGAUAAUGAAGUGACAAAGACCAAUCAUACUCUCAAUUGAAAGCCAUGGAGAGUUAGGUCUUACAAUUAGAGGCAAACCAGAUGUAGACCAGGUCAUCUCAAACCCACAAUACAGCCUCUACCCCUUUGAAUUUUUUAUUGAAUUAUGUACUUUUACUCUAUCUGCACAGCAGAGCAAGGAGUCAAUCCUCUCAUUAUCUGGAACUUCUAUAAACCAGCAUUCAAUAAAAAACUAAGUAGAUGAAGAGACAGGAGUAUUUGAUCAAUAACAAAGGGGAAAGAAACAAUAAAAAGCAGAAGCACAGCUGAUCCAGAUAUUGGAGUUAGCAGACAAGAACAUCUUGAUUGUUAUGCUUAGGAACAUAGAGAAAAUAAGGAACAAAAGAGGUAAGAGGGUGGAGAAUUACCCUAGAAAGUUUGUGUGUGUGUGUGUGUGUGUGUGUGUGUGUGUACAUGUAUGUAUAUGGAUCAAGUAAACUUUGUGGAGCCAUCAAAAAAAUAUAUAUCUGACAAUAAGAACUCAAUGAAUAGGCUUAUAACAUAUUGGACUCAGUAGAUGAUAGCAAUAAUGAACUGGAAGGCUAGUUAAUAGAAAAUGUCCAAAUUGAAGCACAAGUCAGAAAAGAGGAUAAAACACAUUUGGGAUCUGGUCAAAAGAUCUGUCUUAUAUACAAUUUGAAUUCCAGAAAAAGAAGAGAGAGAAAAUCUCUAACAAUAUCUGAAAAAAAAUUCUCAUGAAGAUUUCAGAACAUCAUUACAGAAGCUUUGUUAACUUUUAAGAAGAUUAUAUUCAAAGAAAACCACACCUGUAUGCACAAUGGCAUAACAUCUUAAAUUGCUGACUGUGCUAGCCUACAAUUCUAUAUUCAGUGAAAAUAUCUUUUUAAAAUUAAGAUGAAAUAAAAAUAGUUUAGGCAAACAGAUAUUGAGAGAAUUUAUCACUAGCAGGCUCUCACUAAAAGAAGGUACUGCAAGGGAGCUCCCUUUGGCAGAAGGAAAGUGAUUCUAAAAGAAAAUAUGGAGGAGAGCAUACACUAUAGCUUAGUAUUGAUUAUCCGAAACAGUAGUCAUAAUUUUCUGUGAAAGUUUAAGUUUAGUGAAGUUUAAGUUAAAUAUAUGGAAUUGAAAUGUAAGACAAUAAAACACAAAAGCUAGGGAGUCUUACAUGGAGUUAAAAUAUUCUGUUGUUCUAGGAUUAUUAUGAAGUGUAAUGUUCUGAUUAGGUUAUAAUCAAGGAUACAAGUUAUAAUCUCCAGUGUAACAACUGAAAUAACAGGGAAAGAAUGCAUAUCUAGCAAGUUAAUAAGAGAACUAUAAAUUAAUAAAAAUAUUUGGUUAAUCCAAAAUAAAUAAGUAUGAAAAAUGGAUGGGUCAAUAGAUAACAGAUGAUAAGAUGAUAUAAACCCAAAUAUAGAAGUAAUUAAAUUAAAUACAAAAAGAUUAAAUAAACGUAGUAAAAGUCUAAGAUCCUCAGACUUCAUGAAAAACAACAACCACCACCAUGUGUAGCUUAAAAAAGGCGUACUUUAAAUAUAAGGACAUCAAAAUGUUGAAAAUGGAAGGAUGGAAAAAGAAAGCUGGUGUAGAUACACUAAUUUCAAAUAAAGCAUUAAGGCAAAAAGGACUACUAGAAGUGAAAAGGAGCAUUUCAUAAUGCCAAAGGGACCAGUCCACCUUAAAUAUAUCAUAAUCCUAAGUCUAUUUCAUCCUUAAUAACAUAGUUUGAAAAUAAAUAAAGCCAUAAACUAAACAAAGAAAACACAGAACUCAGAAGAGGUAUGAACAUAUUCACAGUUACAGCAGGAGACUUUAAGACAUCCCUCUUAAGUCUUGCUUAAUCAAGCAGACAAAAUCUCGUGAAGUGUAUAGAAGAUCUGAACAAAGCAAUUUGUAAAGUUGUCCUAAUUGUGCACCAAACUAUCAAUAGAAUAUGUAGCAUUUGUCAAAAUUGGCCAAAUGCUGGGGCAUAAAUAUAACCUUAAAAAAUUCCAAAAGCUUGGAGUCAUUGAGAUUAUGUUCUCUAACAAUAGUGGAAUUCAGUUAGAAAUCAAGUGAAAGAAAAGGACAACUAGAAAAGCCUCGACUUCCUACAAAUUAAGUACCUUACUCUAAAUAACCGUGGAUUACAGAAGAAACUCAAAAAUUAGAAAAGAAACUGGACUGAAUGUUAAUGAAGAUACAAUAUAUCAAAAGUUUCAAGAACCAGCUUAAGCCAUGCUGAGAGGAAACUUUAUAGCUGUAAAUAUAUAAAUUUAGGAAAUAGGAAUAAGAAUUAAAAAAAUUUAUGAUCUGAAUUUCCAUCUCCAGAAAGAAAAUCAAACCUACAGAAAGUAGAAGAAAUGAAGUAAUUAAGAGCAGAAAUUACUGAAAUUGAAUCUGUAGAGUAGAGAAAUUUAAUAAAGUAAAAUUUAGAUCUUUGAAGAGAUUAAUGUAAUUGAUAAACUUUUAACUAAUGGAAAAAAUAGGGUAGAAACAAAGGACAAAUAUUUGUUUGUAUGAUGAAAAGCCCACAGACAAUGGUAAGACAAAGAGGAUGUUAUGAAUAAUUUUACAAAUAAGUUUUGAGUAAAGUUGACAAUUUCCUGGAAAAAUAUAAGUCAUUCAACAUUGAUACAAGAGGAAUUAGAAAAUCUGAAUAGUCAUGAUCUAUUAAAAAAUUAAAUUUAAUGUUAUUAACUCUCAUACAGAGAAAACCCCAGGCCUGAAUGGCUUUAUUGGUGAAUUCUCUAAAAUAUAGUCCUUAUGCAAACCCUUACAGAGAGUGGAAUCAAAGAGAAAACUUUCAAAUUCUUUUUAUAAGGCCAGCAUAAUCUUAAUAUCAAAUGUAUUUAGGACAGUAUAAGAAAGGAAAAUUAUAGACAGCUUUUAAAAUAAAUGUAGAGCACAUAAUGUUCAUAAAUAUUCACAAAGCAGUUGAUACAAUUCCUCAUGUUAACAGAAAACAGGAAAAAAAACCUGACUACCUUGAUAGUGCAAGAGAAGUAUUUAUUAAAAUUCAAUAUUUAUUCAUGAUUAAAAUUUCAUAGCAACCUAGAAAUGGAAGGUAAUUAUCUUACUCUGGUGAAGAUUAGUUGCAAAAUGCCUGCAGCAAAAAUUAUAAUUCCUAGUGAAAUUUUGACAGCUUUCCUCUUGAUAUUAGGACUGUCUAGGGAAAAAUUUCGUGAUACAUAUGUCAGAACUUUACACAGAAAAUCACAAAAUAUUAUUUAGGAAAAUUAAAGGCCCAUAAACUGAAGCAUAUAGCGUGUUAGUGGAUUGUAAGGCCAAGAAGAGCCAGAGCAAUCUUGAAGAAGAACAAAACUGGAAGACUUAAUUAUCAAAUGUUGAGAUGUGUUAUUAGUGCUGUAGUAAUUAUAACAUUAUAUAGGUAUAAAAAUACACAAAUAGACCAAUGGAAUAAAAUAAGAGUCUAGAAACAGACCUGCUGGUUAUCUGAUUCAGGACAAAGGUGACUUUGCAAUUUUGAGAGGAAGAGGUAGUUUUCUCAAUAGAGGAUGUUGAUUCAUUUGGGUACUAUGAAAAAUAAUUAUAUUAACUCUUACCACACAAGCAUCAGUUACAGCUGAGUUGCAGAUCUAAUUGUGAAAGGAAAAAAUAAUGCUCUUGGGAGAAAGCAUAGGUGAAUAUGUUCAUGUGAUCUUGUGCACUAAUAAAACACUAACGUUAAAAAAGGGCUGAUAACAUUGUGCUUCAUUACAUUUAAGAAAAUUUAUUCAUCAAAAGGGUGCCAAUAAGAGAGUAAACAGGUAAUCUACAGAUUUGGAGAAACUCAAGGAAACUUAUAUCUGGAAAUAUAAAGUACUUAUACAAUCAAAAAGAAAAGACCAAUAUCCAAUAGAAAUAUGGGUAACAGUCUUGAAAAGGUACACUAAGUGUUGGCAAGAAUGUGGAGCAAUUCAACUCUCAUAGACUGUUGUUGGUAACAUAAAUUUGUACAACCAUUUUGGAAAAUUGUUUGGCAGUAUCUACCUGAACCUUAUAACCUAGCAAUUCCAAUCCUGUAUGUGUAUAUAUGAAGAAAUAUACAAAAAAAAAAAAAACCAGAAGCGUUCAUAGGAACAUUACUUCUAGUAGCCCCACACUGUAAACUGCCAAAGUACUCAUCAACUAGAGAAUGGAUCAAUAAUAAGUAAGUAUAAUAUUGUUCAGCGAUGAGAAUAAAUGAACUAAAAAUGUAAUGGAAUAAUGUGUAUUCAUCUCAUAAACACAAAGAAGCCAGACUCAAGUAAGUACAUACUGAAUGAUUUAUUUUAUAUAGAGGUAAAAAAUAGACAAAACUAACUGAUGAUGUUAGAAGUCAGGCUAGUGAUUAUCAUGAGAGUGGUUAAUAAUUGGAAGAGUGUGUAAGGGCUAUGAGUUGCUGGUAACAGUUUCUUGUUCUGAGUGCUGAUUAUUCAGGUUAAAUUUUUGAAAACUGAGCAGAACAUUCAUUUGGUGCACCUUUUUUGUAUAUAUGUUAAACUUGAACAAAAUUUUUAAAAAAGAAAUAAAAAGAAGCACUAUCUUCUGUUUAAUUCAUUUCCUUUACUUCACAUUGUAGUGAGCGCUUUUAUGGACUCAGGGAGAGCCUUGGUGUCCUUAGCCAGGAAGAGUUUCCUUUUAUCAUGCAGCUCUGUCCACACCCUUCGUUCAGUUUCUCCCUGCAACUCAGCUCAGCUGUCAUGCUGAUGUGAAACAGGAGCUCAUAAGUAGGGCUGUUCUCUCUCAAGCCUUCCCAGGAGUAAGAACAGUGGUUAAGGUUAUGGGCUUUAAUGGACUUUCCUGCUGACAUGCAGACCACAUUCAAAAUGAGUUAAAAAGUGAGCUGCAGUGUUAACAAAGCAGUGGCCAGGCCGAAUAGCUGUUGAGGUGCUGUCAAGCUUGAAAGGAAGAUUUUUCUUAAAUAAGGAGAAAUUCAGAGAAGCUGCCUUCAAAAAUAAGAACUUGAUUUUGGCAGGAGAAUAAACAAAAGGCUUUGAAAGAAACUCAGAUUCUCAAGCAUCAUUGUCAUUUAACCUAGAAUCAACUACAUAACAACACUGCAAAAAAAGAACUGAAGCACAAUCAUUUACAAGGUCUAGGUGAUUUUCACAUAUCUAUAGAGAAGAAAAAACUGACACUUAUAAUUCUGACAUGUUUAAACUUUACCUGAAGAUUAAAUUAUGCUAAUUAUUAAAAUGUAUAAGAAUUUGCCUUUAUACCGUACAGUCUUUUUAAUUUAUCUUUUUCUGGUGUGUCCUGCCUCCCAGAUUAAAUUCCAAAGCAUAUCCUGCUGGCUUUGCCUACAUAAUAUGUCCAAAAUCUGACCACUGCUUGAUCCUGCUCCAGACUACUAGCAUUUCUCACCUGGGUUUUGGCCAUAGCCACCUAACAACUGUCUUGUGCUUCUGACCUUUCCUUGCCAUAGGCAGAGUUGAGACUUUUAAUCUGAGUCAUAUCAUGUUCCUUCUAGUUUCAAAAGGCCUCAGUGAUUUCCCAUUGAGAGAGAAGUCAAAUUCCUUACCAUGGCCUACAAGAAUUUACCUGAUUUCAUCGCUUUCCACCUCCUACCACCCAUCCACCCUUUAGAAAAUGUUCUUUCUCCAGCAAGCCCCUUCAUUCACUCUGUUAUUCUAUCAGGGGAACCUGCCCCCGAUAUUUCAACAUAGAUUCUUUCUAUUUUCCAUAAGUUUUGGCCGGCUGAGAAAUAAAGAGAAAGAGUACAAAGAGAGGAAUUUUACAGCUGGGUCGCCGGGGGUGAUAUCACAUAUCAGUAGGACUGUGAUGCCCACCUGAGCCUCAAAUCAGCAAGUUUUUUAUUUAUUAAGGGUUUCAAAAGGGGAGGGGCUGUAAAACAGGGAGUAGAUACAAAGAUCACAUGCUUCAAAAGGCAAAAAGCAGAACUACUAAUGAGGGUCUAACAAAGAGCACAUGCUUCUGAGGGAACAGGACAAAGGGAAAAAGCAGAACCACUGACAAGGGUCCAACAAAGAUCACAAGGCAAAGGGUAAAAGCAGAACUACUGAUAAGGGUCCAACAAAGAUCACAAGGCAAAGGGCAAAAGCAGAACUACUGAUAAGGG